UCCAUGGCUUGUCUUGGUAUUUUCUCACCAUCUACAAGAAAGACGACACUAAUAACCAUGAUGUAGAUGGCUCAGUUGUUGUAUUAACCGCAUACGAUAUUUAAGUUUACAUAAUUUUGUAGUAUGACAAGGAGGUAAGUCUGAAAAAUGAUCAUCCAAAAUGAUGAGAACUGUAUAGUGAAGUCACUUUGGUUCUCCAUCUCUGUUAGAUCCAGUCCCAGGGAAAGACGUCUCCCACUGGUCCACCCAAACCUGCCAACAAGCUGGACAACAUGCUGGGAAGCCUGCAGUCCGACCUCAACAGGCUCGGAGUCCAGACGGUGGCUAAAGGGGUCUGCGGAGCCUGCAAGAAACCCAUUGUUGGGCAGGUGGUGACUGCCAUGGGCAGAACGUGGCACCCCGAGCACUUUGUGUGCACUCACUGUCAGGAGGAGAUCGGCUCCAGGAACUUCUUUGAGCGUGAGGGACAGCCUUACUGUGAGAAAGAUUACCACAGCCUGUUCUCGCCGCGAUGCCACUACUGUAAUGGACCCAUACUGGAU
Molecule: messenger RNA, 542 nt
Organism: Plectropomus leopardus (leopard coralgrouper)
Lineage: Eukaryota; Metazoa; Chordata; Actinopteri; Perciformes; Serranidae
Source: RefSeq, a predicted model, not a curated record